Cryptococcus deneoformans JEC21 is the source of this 1305-nucleotide messenger RNA. RefSeq lists its product as hypothetical. The transcript is spliced from 2 exons. Gene Ontology annotation, cellular component: nucleus. NCBI's taxonomy places the organism in Eukaryota, Fungi, Basidiomycota, Tremellomycetes, Tremellales, Cryptococcaceae. Gene Ontology annotation, biological process: primary miRNA processing; rRNA processing; regulation of gene expression. The record is from RefSeq and is a predicted model, not a curated record. Bases 12 to 1280 code for a protein of 422 amino acids. Gene Ontology annotation, molecular function: double-stranded RNA binding; ribonuclease III activity.
ACGCCGCCGCCAUGCCCUCCCUCCCCGCCCGCCUCCUCGCCCGCCGCGCACUGGCCGCCCCGCGCAUCCCGCCCCGCGCCUUCCACCACGCCUCCCGCUCCCUCGCCCCGCCCGAGCCUUCCCUCGUCCCCCCGCCCACAGCCCUCUCCGCGCUCGCAUCCCGUCUCUCCCUCAGGCCGUCCCCCGCCCUCCAGUCCGCCCUCGUAACAUGUCUCACACAUCCCUCCUUCGUUCCCGCCGCACAACAGGACAGCGAGCUCCAAGCCGGCCCGGGAAGCGCCGCUCCGGCAACGAAGGAAACCAACGAGCUCCUUGCGACCCUCGGUAACUCUCUCCUCGGCCUUUUCGCCUCGGAGCACCUCUCCACCAUUUAUCCGUACCUCCCUACAAAACCUCUCCAACAAGCCGUCACCGCCUACGUCGGCCCGGCGUCGUGUCUCUCCGUCGCUCGUUCGCUUGGUGUCGCUGUCCAGGGUGGUGGUAACACUGGUUUACCAGGAUUAGGUGCUGGUUCCAGCAGUGCGGGUGUUGCUGUUAGAUGGAGCAAGACUGCGGUUGCCGAGAGGAACUGGAGAGAUACUAGGGGCGAGGCUGCCCAGGGACCUUUGAAGGUGCCCGUCGGCAAAAGGUUCAGAAAGUACAUCAAGCAGGAAGAUCAGGACGUUACCGUUCAGGCGCGAAGGGAGACACACGAGGAUGUGGUUGCCAGCGCAGUGCGAGCAUUCGUCGGACUGAUCUAUCAGGAACAAGGUAUCCAUGCCGCGCGAGCAUUCACCCACGCCCACUUCCUUUCCCGAGCUCUUGACCUUCCUUCUCUCAUCACCCCCAUCAAUCCUAUGCAAGUGCUCUCCUCUGUUGUCUCCUCCCACCUGUCCGCUGCCGGCGUCCCCGCUUCCUCCUCUCACACCCUCAUCCAACCACGCUUACUCGCUUCCACUGGUACCGCUUCCCAAGCGCCCCUGUUCCUCAUUGGCCUAUUCUUGCCUUCAGGUAUCAAGCUCGCCGAGGGACACGGGUCAAGUAAAGCCAUGGCUCAACAUCGGGCGGCUGUGAAUGCCCUGCAAAGUAUUUUCUUUAUGCGUGGCGAUCAGGACGGUGCGCAAGUAUUAGGUAUCAAGGGUUUGGGCAAGCCUGUUGGAGAGUUUGGGGAAGGCUUACCUUCUUCUGCGCACGAAGAAUGGGUGUUUGAUGAUGGUAAGGUUGUGAAGGGUGAAGAAGAGAGGUCAUUCGAAGGUGUGGAAUGGGGAGGCAAGGAGGUUUUGCCAGGGAGCAGACGGUAGAUUAUAUGCAUAUAUCAUGUUUUGG